UUAAAAAACGGUAAAACUCAACUGUUUAACUCUGGGGGAGAUGUUAAAUUAGCCUUUUUCAAAAAAAAAAAAAGCGUAGUAUUCCUUUAAUAUGCACAUUGCUGUCUUUGAGCACGCAGCGCCGAAAAGAGAACACGUGCACCAUUAAACUGGAUGCCAACAGCCAAGAAGAAGUAGAAGAAGAGAACACGAGACAUUUUCGAUCUGUUUGCACGUGGCACUGGAAGCUCGCAACGCCGACCCUCUGCACUGCUGCCGGGUGUGUCUUGCUGGUGACAGUGACAUAAUUAAUUCCCUGCAGGACACCGCUACAACUUUGUCUUCCACACGAGCUUGCACGCGGCACGGCACUGGAAGCUCGCAACGCCGACCCCCUGCACUGCUGCUGUGUGUGUGUCUUGCUGGUGACAGUGACAUAAUUUAUUUCCUGCAGGACACCGCUACAACUUUGUCUUCCACACGAGGCUUCCCUAAUACAGUGUAAAUGGAAGCGACUGAUGUCCUGAGACUAAGGGUCAUCCUUGAUGAUAUCAAUGCUGAGAGGCUUAUUUUGCCCUCUCGUCCUGAGACUGUAAAUGCCCUCAUAAUUGAGAUAAAAAAUAAGUUGAACCUUGCCUAUGACUUUUGGCUUCAGUUUCAAGACCCAGAAUUUGACAAUGCCCUAUGCAAUUUAGUAAACAUCGAGGACCUACCAUCCAAGGCAACCAUUAAGAUAGUUAGAUAUCUUGAGCCAGAUCUCAGUUCAACCAGCACAGAUGAUACACUGUUGUCUGAUAACACAGAUUCACUAGAUCGUCUUUGCCGAUGGCCAGAGAUCUUUGUUAUUCCAACAUUCUCCUACGAGGUUGAGCAUGCUCUAAGAGAGGGCAACUAUGCAUUUGUCAAAGAGGGGAAAACUCUAAACUUGACUAGGGAUCAAAAACACAACAUACUGGAUGGAAUGGCUGCUGAAAUAUAUAAGCAUAAAGCAUAUCCCAGUACCAAAAAUAUUCUCAUGGCUGCAGAGGCUCUGGUGCGCAAACACCCCUGCCUAAAAGAAAAAGGUUCCGGAACAGGGUAUGAGGGUUGGAAGAACAGCCUGCGCUUCAAAAUGGGCAACUACAGGACCAAACUGAGCAGGGCUGGCAUAAAGGAUGUGGCUGUGAAUGCUGGAAAACGUAGCAGGACCAAUCCAGAAGGUGCAGCAUCCAGGGCCAAAAUCAAAAGACCCAGAAGAGGAGAAAUAAACUUCAUGCCCAAUUAUCCCCAAGGAGAAACUAAGGACACACUGGAGAACUUGAGGCUUGAGAUGGUGGAGCAGUUCAAGAAGACCGUGACUGAUAGAGACAUGAUUAUCAUCCAUCAACAUAUGCAGCGUACCUUUGCACUCAGGCGUGAAGAAAUUGUGAAUUCAGCUCCUCCCAUUGCUGAAUUGAAAGACCGAUGGCCUGCACUCUUUUGUGAAGCCCAACUCUACAGUGAAUUCCACAGGAUCACCAAUCAAAAUCUACCGUAUUCCUUCUAUGCUGCACUUGACAAGUACACACCUCAGCUGUUGAAGCUCUACAAAAAGAGGAAGACUGGAAGUUUUGGUGAGAAGAUGGAAGACGUUUUGAGGGCAUAUGAGGAACAGGACAAGAACAACAUCACUGCAGCUCGAACAGCAGCCCUGGCUGGCCUACCGCUGUACUUAAAGGAGGAUUCAUCAGAGGUCUUCAAAACCUGCAAGGAUGACUUGGAGUCAAUCCAGGAUGGAGCAGUGGCUCUGGUGGCAGUGGUGAAUGAAGAGGAUGUGCCUGCUGGAGUUCCCUUUGAAAGUCACCACGUGUCAAUUGUCCUUGAGGAUCAGGUUGUAAUGUCUCACAGAUCUUGGACUGAUUCAUUGGUGAUUUUGUUUGGAAUGAUCUAUGCUCUUCAUUUGAGCUAUCCUGAGAAGCUAAGUGGCUUCUUUGAGUUCAUCCAAGUUAUCCUCUUAAACCUUGAUGAUGGAAGAAAGCAGCUCAAACCUAAGUUACAAGCCUUGAGAAAUGAGCUAUAGAGUAAAUGUGUUAACGCUUUUCUGUAGAAGGUCAGUAGUGUUCUGAAAAGUAUCUUUUUGCUUGCAAUCCAAAAAUGUUUCUGUUUAGAUUUCUGUGUUGCAACAGAUACUUGUGUACAUAAUUACAGCUGGGUUGGUUGGCUUUCUACUUUCUACUAGCUUAAGUGAGAAACACGGGCACUAAUUUAGAAACAAACACGAUACUCUAAAGAGUUUUUCUAUAUUUCUUUUAAACAUUGUUAGGUAAUAUUCUUUCUAAAUGUUGCCUAAAUGUUCUUAAUGACCACACAGUUGCAAAUAACUUGAUAGUUAUAAUUUGGAAGAGCCUGGGUUCAAGGUUUAUUUUUUUAUUAUUUUUUUUUUUUUAUUUUUUAUUUUUUUACUACAAUGUGUGUCUGCAUUGUGUGGUAUUCUGUGGUUUCUUCACAUUCUUUUUAAGUUUAAUUUCUAGUAUAUGGGCUUUUGUCAUUUCUAUUAGUUUUUGUAAUAUAUAUUACUUUAAUAUUAUUUAAAAUUAAUUUAAGUUAGCUUUAAUACAUUGUCUUCACACUCUUUAUUACCAUAUGGGAAUAGCAUUAGUAUAUA
Molecule: messenger RNA, 2602 nt
Organism: Cyprinus carpio (common carp)
Lineage: Eukaryota; Metazoa; Chordata; Actinopteri; Cypriniformes; Cyprinidae
Product: sterile alpha motif domain-containing protein 3-like
Source: RefSeq, a predicted model, not a curated record